Messenger RNA from Spizellomyces punctatus DAOM BR117, 2186 nucleotides. RefSeq lists its product as uncharacterized. The coding region runs from base 556 to 1653 and encodes 365 amino acids. Gene Ontology annotation, molecular function: RNA polymerase II complex binding. The transcript is spliced from 9 exons. Gene Ontology annotation, biological process: mRNA 3'-end processing. Gene Ontology annotation, cellular component: RNA polymerase II, holoenzyme. The record is from RefSeq and is a predicted model, not a curated record. NCBI's taxonomy places the organism in Eukaryota, Fungi, Chytridiomycota, Chytridiomycetes, Spizellomycetales, Spizellomycetaceae.
CCCUAAUGUUAUUCCAUGGAGAAGGAAACUGCAGCUACUAGGAUACAGGCACUAUGGCGAGGACAUCACUGCAGAAACCGUAUUAGGAAUCUCUUUGGGGAAGUCAGACAAGAGUAUGAGGACAUUUACGAGGAAACCGAGGGGAGUCCAAUGCUGCAGUGGAAAGGUCUUGGGGCCAUAAGCAUUCCCUCACCUAUGCCAUAUACGCACCAGCACACAUUACCCCGACAAAAUACAGACAAACAGAAACGCAUGGAGCGUAUAGACCGUCUUAAAGAGCGGCGGGGCGAUUUGAUGUCAGAGGUGGAAUGGGUUAAGCAAGCUAUCCUCUCCCGGCGGAUGUGGUUAAACCAACUUCGUAACGGUCCGCCUCUCCCGAUAUCAUCUUGAGGAUGUGCAAAAGAAUAGUGAAUUCUGUAAAUAGAUUACUUGUAGUAACGCUCUAAUAACAGCCCAAUUUUGUCCCCGCGAUCAAAAGCCACCUUCGCGCGUAAGGCACAGCUCCAGACAUUAGUUACGUCGUAUUUUUAUCGCAUUCGUUCCAUUCCGGGCAUCAUGACAAGCUACACGGAAGAAGCACUCGUUCAAAAACUGGCUCGACUGGUGGAAACACAGGAUAGUAUCACUGUCUUGUCACAAUGGUUGAUGUACCAUCGCAAGCAUGCUGGGGCCAGUGUGCAAACAUGGGCCAGAGAACUCCAUAAAGCUCCAUCCCACCGAAAGCUCAGUUUCCUCUACCUUGCAAACGACGUAGUCCAGAAUAGUCGACGAAAAGGGGAGGAAUUUGUACGAGAAUUUGCCAAAGUGUUUCCGGAAACAGUGCCGCAUGUUUAUCGACACACAGCACCUGAAAUACAGCAAAAAAUCACGCGGAUUCUGGGGAUAUUGGAGGAGCGAAAGAUCUACGGUCCGGACUUUAUAAAAGUUAUCAAGGAUAGACUAGUCAGUAGACCUCCGGCAGCUACCUUUGCGUCCGAAGAUGCUAUGGUUAUUGGCACUCACCUUGAAAACAUCCGAAAAAAUGAGGCAGCUAGACAAAAGCUAGCUGAAAGAGUGCACGAGAUACCAGAACAAUGGCCUAGUGCUGCUGAUGGUAAUAACCCAGAAGUGGCGGCUGCGAUCGAGCAGCUGGAGCGAUACCAGCGGGCAUUGAAAAGUGAUAUCAGCGAACGCAACCAAUUGAUAGAGAAUCUAAACAAAUUGAUCCAAAAGCAAGAGUUGCAUAUUCAGGGCGAUGAGCUUGAACUUGAGCAAUGUCAGCAUAAGAUCAACACUAUUCGCGCGGAACCAACUGCUUCCACUCACCCUCUUCAAGAUCAGGAAGAAGGUGUCCAGAUUGGGCUCAAUGACAUUCAAGUCGACCAUGCACAUGCACUCCCGCAUCAGGACGACAUAACCAGCGAUCCUAUACAGGCUGUGAUCCCGGACUCUGAGGGCCUCCCCAGCGACAUCCUUCAACAGCUUCAGGUCAUGGCAAAAGCUCACCAAGAAGCAACCGGCGCCCCGAUCGAUUCCGUGAUCGACCCUACUACCGGAGGCACAACGGACGCCAUGAUGAAUGAUCCUCCAAUUGCCGAUGGUGUCAUAACCCAUGACAUUGUAACGACGCUGGAAUUUCUGAGGCGUCAGGGAGGGCUUUCGACAAAGUCGUAGAACAUAAAUUUUCUGCACUAGCGCAUUCUCUGCCUUUAGCUGGCCGACAUAAUGAAUUCCCAUGGCUUGCGUUCGAUUUUUUAUAUUCUGCAGCUAUCCGUCUCUUUACAUGUCCGUAAUUCGGCAACUAUUGUAAUUUACAUUUGGGGAAUGGUUCUCUUCUUGUUUAAAUAAUCGUGCAAACUUUAGAUUUUUUGGAUGGAGUGUCUUUCUGGGCCACUGGAGCGACCGUCGCCUCCGGCGAUGAGACAGCGGCAUUGUCUACGGGCUCGGGUUUAGUCGAUUCCGCUUCCGUAGGUGCCACAGCGUCGGUAGUAAGGGAAGGCUUGGCUGGUGUGGACAAAGAUAUCGAGAUUAGAGGCAUGUACGGAAAUCCGCAGUUUCCUUCGGCGAGGGCUUACUUAAAACAGAGAUGAAGUCAUCUAAUUCUGCAAAAGCCUUGUCGAGAUCGUCAUUAACAAUAAUCUUAUCGUAUGCUCCAGUUUCCGCAAAAUCCAUAGCAUCCUUUGCUGUCGCCAGCCGCGUCUGCAAAG